AUGGUUUUGGCUAAUUUGGCUAUUAGCCAAAACCAAACACCGGACAAAUUUGCUCAAACAGACCCUAAGCGAUCAAAACUAGGAGGAAGGAAAAAUAAUAACAACCAUGUUUUUCGUGGAAUUGAUCAACUCAUCAUUGUUGUUGUUUUGGCCUCUGAUCAAGCACAUGCUUAUUGGAAGUUGUGUUGCUUUUAUGGUGAAUUUUUUCAUCUUAUCUGGUUUCCCAGUUACCUUGUUGCUGCUGCUGGUUUACAGAGCUUAUGGAGCUUGUCUCUAGGAAUUCUUGAUGUUUAUGCCCUUCUUGUUGGACGGUGCUUGCAGAAUUCUCGGAUUGUGAGCUUAUUUGUUGUGGGUGAUGGGGUCACUUCUACCCUAACGUUUGCUGCAGCGUGUGCUUCUGCUGGAAUUACUGUCCUGAUUGGCAAUGACCUUGGUGUCUGCUCUCAAAAUCACUGCUUAGAGUUCGAGACUGCUACCGCUAUGGCUUUUCUAAGCUGGUUCUGUGCUUUGCCAUCGUUUCUCUUAAACUUUUGGUCGCUUGCGUCCCGGUGAAGAGGGGCUCUCAUGGAAAUUACUUGAACGACGUCAAAAUAUCUUGUGAGAGUACUGUUUUUGUUUUGAUAUUGCAAAUGUUUGUCCAGAUGACGAUGUCCAAAAAACAAAAAAAACAUACAAUUGGCUGCUGCGGUGUGUAAAUACAGAUUGCGUGAAACUGGUUAAUAUGAAAAAUUGAGUUGUGUGUCUGUUGCUAGA
Messenger RNA from Lycium barbarum (goji berry), 753 nucleotides. RefSeq names its product CASP-like protein 5A2. The record is from RefSeq and is a predicted model, not a curated record. The transcript has 3 exons. Gene Ontology annotation, cellular component: membrane. Lineage: Eukaryota; Viridiplantae; Streptophyta; Magnoliopsida; Solanales; Solanaceae. The coding region runs from base 1 to 552 and encodes 183 amino acids.